AUGGAGGAAGGCGCGUGUGGCUCUUGCCUCCUGUAUACAGCAGCAGCAAUACCACGCAGGCAUCUACCUCCCGACCGAUCGACUUCAUUACAAGACUACAACCUCACCUACAUUCGUUCCCAUCCCUCACAACCCGCUUCCGUCCUUGCGAUGGACUCGACCCUCAAAUGCAACGACCUCAAAUGCCGCAUUCCUUGCCCCGAGCAAGCCGUCGUCACCACAUGCAGUCACAUCUUCUGCGUCAACUGUGCUGCGCGUCUGGGCCUCAUUGAACAGCAUCCGAACGAGGGACCGAGAACUUGUCCCGCUUGCUAUACACAGCUUGUGAACCCUGACGAUGCGGUCGUCACGGCGCUGAAUCCAUCGGAGGAUUACAAGACGAGCAUUCUGAGUGGGCUGAGCCCGGCGGUGAUCAUGGAGUGCGCGGGUCGGGGACUUGCGUUUUGGGCGUACCAGAUGGUGCAGGAUAUCACGUAUCAAGAAUACGUUCGACGCAGCUUGACAGACAAGCACUCGGCCGCCGAAGCACAUGCUGCGGAGAUCGAGCGUGCUUUGAGGGAAGACAAUGCUCGGCUCAACAACAAGAUGAGUGCCAUGCGCGAUGACAAUGAACGACUGCACGCCCAGGUUGAACAACUGCAGCAGAGUGCAGCACAAAAAAGCAAGGACUAUUCGAAAAUGUCUGCACUCUACAACAAGAUUAAACAACGCGAACGUGUUGUGGGACUCGAAAGUGCCGCCGACCAUGGCGCCGAGGAGAUCUUGAUGCAGGCUGCCUCUCAGCAUCAACAACAGCAGAACCGAGGUCCAGCUACUCAACAUCCUGUCGGCCAGAGUCGUCAGCGAAUGGGGAGCGGCAGUAAUGGCAGCGGCGGCAGUGGUGAGCGACGACCGCGGGUGAAGUCCUGGCCUGAAGCCGCUCAGCCAAGCUACGCUCAUCAAUCUUUCGUCUCUGGACAACGUACUGGAGCAGGUGGAGGCUAUCGCACAGGCUUCACUUCUUCUCAUGGCAUGCCCCAGCCGCCAGGUUCUUCACAGCACCGUACACGGUUGCCACAGACGUACACCCAACCCACCUUCGGCCACUUCAACGAAACGCUUCUGCGUGGUGAUGGAGUCAGAGACGAUUAUGCCACAGGCAACGAAUCACGUCGUCUUGAAUCCGCUCACCGAUCACAAUACACUGCCGAUCCUAGCCACAAUCCAAAUGGAAAUUACGGCUUAAGUGCUGGCAUGCGCGUAGGGCGACCACCUGGCGGCAGUGUCGCACCGAACCGUCCUUCGAUGAUCUCUACUCGUGCUAUGGGAAACUACGCUAGUGUGCCACUGCGUUGA
Messenger RNA from Cercospora beticola, 1335 nucleotides. Its product is annotated as RING finger protein. Gene Ontology annotation, cellular component: synaptonemal complex. Gene Ontology annotation, biological process: reciprocal meiotic recombination. Lineage: Eukaryota; Fungi; Ascomycota; Dothideomycetes; Mycosphaerellales; Mycosphaerellaceae. The record is from RefSeq and is a predicted model, not a curated record. Gene Ontology annotation, molecular function: ubiquitin protein ligase activity.